AGUUCUUUCCAACCCCGCCGAGGCUAUCGUGCGUAUCCAUACAUUCGAUCAAGGACGGUAAAGUGCGUUUUCCUGGAUACGCUGCUAUGGUCCAGGGCACCGGAGAGAAUCAGCUCGUCUCGAUCACCGAGACCAUAAAAGGGAAGGGAAACAUGAACUCCAUCUCACGGCUCAGCUCUCAUCAUCCCUCCGAUAUACUGGACCGGGACGCGCCAGGAAGCAUAUUGGUGGAAGACUUUUCAGACGACGGUCCCCUUUGUCCCUGCCCCCCAAGCCGUCGAGGGGUCAGGAAGGGCAUCCAGAAGAGGCUUCCCAUCACCAAGUGGCUUUUCCGAUAUAACCUGGAAUGCUUGUUGUGCGACAUCAUCGCAGGCUUGACCGUCGGUCUCACUGUCAUCCCUCAGGGUCUCGCCUACGCUGCCAUCGCCAACCUCCCCGUCCAGUAUGGUCUGUACUCGGCGUUCAUGGGAUGUUUCGUGUACCUGUUCGUGGGGCAAGUGAAAGAUCUGAACGUUGGGCCAAAUGCCAUUCUCUGCCUUCUCGUCGGUCAAUACAUUACUUUUCAACGAUUUGGCGAGCAAUACGUAGAUUAUGCCGUUCUCCUGUGUUUCCUCACCGGCAUCGUGGAACUCAUCCUCGGCCUCUGCAAACUCGGAUUCCUGAUCAACUUCAUCUCGACGCCGGUGACGUCAGGCUUCGCAUCUGCUGCUGCAAUCACCAUUUCCGUCUCCCAGUUUAAGGCAUUGUUCGGCCUCAACUCCGUGGUUCAUGGCCAUGGCUUUCUCGAAGUCAUCCAGGAGGUGUUCGCCCACUUCAGCGAGACUCACAUGUGGGAUCUUCUCAUGGCCUUCGUCUCCAUAGUAAUCCUACUCUUCCUCCGGAAAAUGAAGAUGUGGGACCUGUCGAAGGUGAUCAAGGGGCAGCGGACGCUGAAGGUGCUAAACAAGACGGUCUGGUUCGUCUGUACAGCACGCAACGCCUUCGUCAUCCUCCUUGGCGGUCUCGUCGCCUUCUUUGUCAACGGAGACGAUCAAAAGAAGCCUCUGUCUCUUACAGGAAAUGUGGUGUCCGGAAUCCCUCCCGUCGCCAUCCCGCCUUUCUACACGACGAACAACGGGACGGAGACGAACUUAAUGGAGAUGGUUUCCAAUCUGGGAACGUCCAUUAUCGUCAUUCCCUUCGUUGGCAUCCUCGAGACCAUCGCCAUCGCCAAAAUCUUCGAAAAUCAUGAUGAGAAAUCAUGGGAUGGUCGUGUUGAUUGUGUAGCUCGAGGGAAAGCGAUCGACUUCAACCAGGAGAUCAUAGCGGUGGGCCUGUGUAAUGUGGCUGGGUCCUUCUUUUCCUCCAUGCCGACCACUGGGUCGUUCUGCAGAACUGUCAUCAAUGCCGCAUCUGGUGUGAAAACUCAAGCUGGGGGAAUCAUCACGGGUGCCCUGGUAUUGUUGGCUUUGGGACUUUUGACACCUUACUUCUUCUACAUUCCAAAAGCCUCCCUGGCGGCUGUCAUCAUCUGCGCCGUCGUCUUUAUAUUUGAAUACGAAGAACUAAUCAAGAUUUGGAAAACCAACAGUGAGUUUCUGGCACUUUAGUCAGUGUCUAAUAAUUCAUUUUCACUAAUGUCGGUGAUGGGAUUGUCGAAGUUCACAUCAAUGACACUCUUUGCAGAAAUUGACCUGAUUCCCUGGUUUGCCUGCUUCCUUCCCUGCCUUCUUGUGGGAAUGCAGUACGGCAUAAUGUCUGGUGUGGCAAUCGAUAUCAUUCUGGUUCUCUUUGGCAUCGCCAGGCCAAGAGUCGUUGCACAGAAGAGACAGUUGGAGGGUCACAACUAUCUAGUGAUCAAGCCGGAGGGCCCAAUCACCUUUGCAGGAACGGAACUGGUUCGAAAUGCCACAAUCAAAAAGUCCGGGAAGAACCUGGAUGUCCCGGUCAUCAUGGACUGCGAGAAGAUGUCCGCCGUUGACUUCACUUCCGUCAAAGCGAUGGAGACAAUCUUGUCCGAUCUGUCAGAACGAGGUCAGGAGUUGGUCUUCGUCCAUGCGGACAACCAGGUGAAAAAAGUUCUUCAAUCCGGACUAAAUGAGCAGUAUGCGAAGGAAGCCGAUGCGAUCCAUCUCGAGGAUGAUUUCGAUUCGUGGGGAGACUCUCGUGGAACCCAUCGACUACAAGGCCUUCUUCCACAACGAUCCUUUGUCUGAAGAUUCUUCUCACAAAUAAUCACUGAAACCUUCGCUUUCGUCCUUCACGCAUUCUCUCUAGUCUCUCUUAAUUUUAGAGUUUUAAAGGAGUCUUUUCUGGAAUUUGUAAUUGAAGAAUUUACACCGCCGGAGGAUAUUUGAGGAGCCUUGCUUCUGCACAAUGCUUGAUGAUGGCAUUGCAUCAAAAGCAUCGCAGGCAUAGUAAACGUGCAACGCUUUUAGUGCAUUCAGAGUAUGAUAAAAUGACAACUCCCAAGG
This is a messenger RNA of Darwinula stevensoni, 2453 nucleotides long. The record is from the annotation of a GenBank genome assembly. Lineage: Eukaryota; Metazoa; Arthropoda; Ostracoda; Podocopida; Darwinulidae.